GUCAUGCGUUGUAGAGAUUCCAUCAGCAAAUUGCCAGAUGAGAUUCUUGGCAAAAUCCUUUCUUUAGUUCCGACAAAAGUGGCUGCUUCAACAUCAGUUCUGUCCAAGAGGUGGCGUAAUCUGAUGGUUCUUGUAGACAACAUUUGCUUUGACGAGUCGAUGGUUGUUUAUCCCGACAAAGAAGAAGAAACAAGAGGUUCACAUCUCUUCUCUGAUUUCGUGGAGAAGCAAUUUUCUCUAUUAAGCGACUCUCACAUCAUCAAGAAACUCUCUCUCAGUCAUACAACUAGAGAUUGCAUUAACUAUGAAUACUACCGUUGGAUUUGGACCUUAAUGGAACGUGGUCUAUUGGAACUACACUUGCAUGCCUCCCGAGGAAAUUCUUACUUUUUUAUAGAGAGAGAGUUGUUAACAAGCAACACAUUGGUUAAGCUCACACUCUCCGGUGCAUACAUUCUUGGCGUCCAGCAUGUGUUUUUCCCAGCGCUCAAAUCACUUUCUAUCUUAUCAGUUACAGGGCUUGAUGGUCCCAACUUUAGUGGGCUCAUCCGUGGCAGCCCUGUUCUGGAGGAGUUAUACAUACUCAAUGAUCAGUUGCUUCUGCCAUGUUACGGUACGAUCGUGCAGAGUGCAUCCAUCAAGCGACUUGUGGUAUUUCUCGAUUUUCCGGAUGCUAAAGAUGAUCACCGUGUGACUUAUUGUGGAGCACCAAAUCUUGUCUACCUUGACUAUUCUAGUUAUGUCUUCGAAUACUAUCAGUUUGUUGAUUUAGAUACUCUUGUCGAAGCCAGGCUUAGUAUUAAGUUAGGUGAGUCAACUAACCGCUAUGAUUAUUCCGAUGAUUAUGAUAAUGAUUAUGGUGAUGGGGAGCCUAUAUUUGGUGAUGUUACAAAUCUAGUUGCGGGUAUAACCAGCAUUACCACCCUUCACUUGUCUCCUGAUUCCCUUGAGGCAUUUCAUUUCUGUUGUGAGUCCAUGCCCGUGUUCAAGAACCUCCUUAAUUUAUCUAUCGAGAGUCACGAAGAAAAAGGUUGGCAAGUAAUGCCGGUCCUGCUCAAGAGUUGUCCAAAUCUACACACUUUAGCUAUCAAGGGUCUCGUGCAUAGAGUAACAAAUAAAUGCGGAGAUGCAUGCGCUUGCAGUCCUAAGAAGAAUCAUAAGCAUAAGAAAAUGAAGAUUGUGAACGAGGAGAAAUUAUGUUGUUUAGAGACAUGUCAAGUGAAGGUUCUAAAAAUUUCAGAGUAUGGAGGUUCUUUUCAAGAGCUGAAACAGAUGAAGCACUUUUUGGACAAGUUGCAAUGUCUUGAAACCGUGAAAGUUGGUUUCAACACAAACGACAACAUUGAUUUCCUGCAAGCUAAUCUCCUGGCUUUACCACGGUUAUCAAAAAAAAAAAAUAUUUUCUCUCUUUCUCACAUAAAAACGUUAUACAACCAAGUGGUCUUGGCCUAG
Molecule: messenger RNA, 1452 nt
Organism: Raphanus sativus (radish)
Lineage: Eukaryota; Viridiplantae; Streptophyta; Magnoliopsida; Brassicales; Brassicaceae
Product: F-box/LRR-repeat protein At1g48400-like
Exons: 4
Coding region: 4-1452 (482 amino acids)
Molecular function (GO): protein binding
Source: RefSeq, a predicted model, not a curated record